GAAACCUGGGACAAAAAAGGAGCUGGACACAUCGCAAUUGAUCAAGAGGUCUUCUGACCUGGAGAUGAGCAUCAGCAAACUGCUCACUGUACUUCAAACUAUUGAGAAGAAACAAGAUGCCAUGCAGAAAAUGCUUGAAGAUGAUGGAAAAAGGCAAAAAAAAAAUGGAGUGGACCAACAGCAGCCAGAGGUCCAGAAGCAGACUGAGCAGAAAGAACCACCUAAAGCAAAGAUCCGAGAGCACAAAGAGGUGGCCAAAGCCGAAACAUUUAAGAAACUGUACCCGGACUCUCCACUGUUCAGUGGACAGUGGGGACACAAUCUGUCUGAGGUUGACCAAAAAGAGGCGCUGGCUCUGUUUAACAUGUAUGGAUACAACGUUUUUCUCAGCGAUCGACUUCCUCUAGAUAGACCUCUUCCAGAAACCAGGGAACCAGGAUGUUUGAAAAGGACUUAUCCGAAAGACCUGCCAAGUCUCGCAGUGGUGUUAAUCUACCUGGAUGAGGCUCUGUCUGUCAUCAAAAGGGCCCUUUGCAGCAUCAUCAACCGCACUCCUAAAAACAUACUAAAGGAGAUAAUAAUGGUGGAUGACAACAGCUCCAAAGAAAAUCUGAAGGGCGACCUGGACAUGUAUGUGAAGUCCCUUGAGCAAGAGAACCCAACUCUUAAUAUCACGAGAGUGCGGCACAACAAGCAGCGAGGGCUUGCUUCUGCCAGAGUCUCUGGGUUGAGAGCUGCGACUGCUGAGGUGGUUGCCAUUCUCGAUGCACACAUUGAAGUCCAUGAGAUGUGGGCUGAACCCCUGCUGACACAAAUCAAAGCUGACCGAACAGUGGUGGUGUCGCCAGUGUUUGACAAAGUCAACUAUGAUGAGCUCAGGGUUAUUAAGUACAUUCCAUCAGCACACGCCUUUGACUGGGCUUUGUGGUGCAUGUAUGAGAGCUUCACGCCUGAAUAUUACAAGCUCAAAGACGGCUCACUACCUGGGAAAAGUCCAUCUGUCAUGGGGAUCCUAGCUGCUGACAGGAUGUUUCUUGAGGAAAUUGGUGCCCUGGAUGAAGGCAUGAAGGUGUAUGGUGGAGAAAAUGUUGAGCUGGGAAUACGUGUGUGGACAUGCGGAGGCAGUGUUGAAGUAGUUCCAUGCUCCAAGAUCGCCCACAUUGAGAGGAGGCACAAGCCUUACCAGUUAGACUUAAGUUCUGUCUUGAGGAGAAACGCCCUGAGGGUAGCAGAAAUAUGGAUGGAUGAAUACAAACACAACAUCAACCUGGCUUGGAACGUGCCAUUUGAGAAUCAUGGAAUUGACAUUGGGGAUGUGUCCGAGAGGAAAAAACUCAGAGAAAGGUUGAAGUGUAAACCUUUCAAAUGGUACCUGGAAAACGUGUAUCCCAAGUUGGAUCCCUGGGACAACAUACUUGGCUAUGGAGGAAUGAAGAACCUUGAUGCUGGCAUGUGCAUAGACCAAGGCCCAGUGCCAGGUCACACACCAAUUGCCUACAACUGCUACUACUAUAGUCCACAAGUCACAUAUUACCGCGGGACUGGUGAGCUCUACAUUGGUGGCAUCAAAGCCCACAAGUACAAUGACAACAGGUGUUUAACUGAUCCUGGCAAAAAUGAAACAAAUCCUGGUCUUUACAACUGCAAAGAGGCCGUGCAGAAAGGAAUGGGAAUAUACUGGGACUUUACUCAGGGCAAAGAACUGAGGAAUAGAAGGACAGAAAGAUGUCUGGAGAUUAAAGACCGCAAGCUUCUGAUACAGGAAUGCUCUGGCCAAAGAUGGACAAUCCAACACAUAAUCAAAGCUUUUUGAAUUGGAAAAAAAAAAAGUACUUCUCUGCUCUUAGGUGAUGGGCAAAAACUGAAAGUCUGAAAUGAAAUGUAUUAUGGCAAUUUAAAUUGCCUCUUGUUUUGUGUGGGAAAAGUAAGUAAAAAUAUAUUUUCUGGCUUUGUCUCUCCACAGGAAAAUGUGUUACUAACCACCUUGUUAAAUUUAUAAAUGAUUAAAAAUGUAGGUUUCAAAUUGUGACAAAUUCAGCUGAUCCUAUAACCUGGAGUAAUAAUACAUACAUGCCUAAAUUUUCGUCAUUCUCAUAUGAGGGGGUUUUAGCUGGGACAGAAGCAAAGCUUCUGAAUAUUCUUUCAUAUACAGUAUUUCAGACUGUACAUCACUAUGUACCAAACUAAUUUCCAUGUACCACUUGCUUCUGUAGAUACAUCAGUCAUUGUUUUUGAGGGGUUACAGUGUGUCCCUGUACUGUAUUAGCUUUCCAUA
Messenger RNA from Solea solea (common sole), 2275 nucleotides. Its product is annotated as probable polypeptide N-acetylgalactosaminyltransferase 8. Gene Ontology annotation, cellular component: Golgi apparatus. The transcript is spliced from 11 exons. The record is from RefSeq and is a predicted model, not a curated record. Lineage: Eukaryota; Metazoa; Chordata; Actinopteri; Pleuronectiformes; Soleidae. The coding region runs from base 65 to 1813 and encodes 582 amino acids.